Molecule: messenger RNA, 2559 nt
Organism: Tachyglossus aculeatus (Australian echidna)
Lineage: Eukaryota; Metazoa; Chordata; Mammalia; Monotremata; Tachyglossidae
Gene: FURIN
Product: furin, paired basic amino acid cleaving enzyme
Exons: 15
Coding region: 165-2531 (788 amino acids)
Biological process (GO): peptide hormone processing
Cellular component (GO): Golgi membrane; trans-Golgi network
Molecular function (GO): serine-type endopeptidase activity
Source: RefSeq, a predicted model, not a curated record
CCCGCCCUGCCCCAGCCUGGUCCUCCCUUCCCUGGGUGAGGGGCCACAUGCCCAGCCCUGGGGUCCGGGCCGGGGGCCUUGGUCCAGCAGCCGAGCCCCUCUGACUGGGCGCGGAGGAGCGCAGGAGCAGAACGGGCCCGGGGCUGGGCCCGUGCCCUCGCCCCAUGGAGCCGCCCCCACGUUGGCUGCAGUGGGUGGCCGUGGCCACGCUGAUGCUACUGGCCGGCGAGGCCCUGGCCCAGACCGUGUACACCAACACGUGGGCUGUGCUCAUCCCCGGGGGCCCUGCGCAGGCCGACCAGGUGGCCCGGAAGCACCGAUUCCUCAACCUGGGGCCGAUUUUCGGGGACUACUACCAUUUCUGGCACCGGGCCGUGGUGAAGAGGUCUCUAACCCCUCACUGGCCCAGGCAUAGCCGCCUGCAGAGGGAACCCCAGGUGCGGUGGUUGGAGCAGCAAGUGGCAAAGGUGCGGAAGAAGCGUGACGUGUUCACGGAGCCCACGGACCCCAAGUUCCCCCAGCAGUGGUACCUGUACAGCGGGAACCAGCGAGACCUGAACGUGCGCGGAGCCUGGUCCCAGGGUUACACGGGCCGCGGCAUCGUGGUGUCCAUCCUGGAUGACGGCAUCGAGAAGAACCACCCUGACCUGGAGGCCAACUAUGACCCUGGGGCCAGCUUUGACGUUAACGACCAGGACCCCGACCCCCAGCCACGCUACACGCAAAUGAAUGAUAACAGGCAUGGCACUCGAUGUGCGGGAGAGGUGGCGGCAGUGGCCAACAACGGCAUCUGCGGUGUCGGCGUGGCCUACAACGCCCACAUUGGAGGCGUGCGCAUGCUGGAUGGCGAGGUGACAGACGCCGUGGAGGCCCGCUCCCUGGGCCUGAACCCCGAUCACAUCCACAUCUACAGCGCCAGCUGGGGCCCCGAGGACGACGGCAAGACGGUGGACGGGCCAGCCCGCCUGGCCGAGGAGGCCUUCUUCCGAGGGGUCAGCCAGGGCCGGGGCGGCCUGGGCUCCAUCUUCGUCUGGGCGUCCGGCAACGGCGGGCGUGAGCACGACAGCUGCAACUGCGACGGCUACACCAACAGCAUCUACACGCUGUCCAUCAGCAGCACCACGCAGCUGGGCAACGUGCCCUGGUACAGCGAGGCCUGCUCCUCCACCCUCGCCACCACCUACAGCAGCGGCAACCAGAACGAGAAGCAGAUCGUGACCACGGACCUGCGGCAGAAGUGCACCGAGUCGCAUACGGGCACCUCGGCUUCCGCCCCCUUGGCCGCCGGCAUCAUCGCCCUCACCCUGGAGGCCAACAGGAACCUGACGUGGCGCGACAUGCAGCACUUGGUGGUGCGGACGUCCAAGCCGGCUCACCUCAACGCCAAUGACUGGGUCACCAACGGCGUGGGCCGCCAAGUGAGCCACUCGUACGGCUACGGGCUGCUGGACGCCGGGGCCAUGGUGGCGCUGGCCCAGAACUGGACCACAGUGCCACCGCAGCGCAAGUGCCUUGUCGACAUCCUCACAGAGCCCAAGGACAUCGGGAAGCAUCUGGAGGUGCGGCGGAGGGUGACGGCCUGCCUCGGGGAGGCCAACCACAUCACCCGGCUGGAGCACGCCCAGGCCCGGCUCACCCUGUCCUAUAACCGCCGCGGGGACCUGGCCAUCCACCUGGUCAGCCCCCUGGGUACCCGCUCCACCCUGCUGGCCUCCAGGCCCCACGACUACUCGGCGGACGGCUUCAACGACUGGGCCUUCAUGACGACGCACUCCUGGGACGAGGACCCCGCAGGGGACUGGACCCUGGAGAUCGAGAACACCAGCGAAGCCAACAAUUAUGGCACAUUGACCCGGUUCACCCUGGUGCUGUAUGGCACGGCCCCCGAGGGACCCGCCCUCUCUCCGGCCCCCGAGAGCAGUGGCUGCAAGACCCUGACGCCCAGCCGGGCCUGUGUGGUGUGCGAGGAAGGGUUCUCCCUGCACGAGAAGAGCUGCAUGCGCCACUGCCCGCCCGGCUCCACCGCCCUGGUCCCGAGUGCCCGGCCCGGAACGGAGCCCGUCAGCCCCAGCGUCUGCGCCCCCUGCCACCCGACCUGUGCCAGUUGCCGGGGCACCGCCCCCACGGACUGCCUCAGCUGCCCCGCCCACUCCCACCACGACCCCACGCGCCUGACCUGCUCCCACCAGAGCCCCAGCAGCCGUGAGUCGCCCCGGACCGGGGGCCACCCGGGCGAGGGCCCGCUCCUGGCCCACCUGCCCAUGCUGGUGACCGGCCUCAGUUGCGCCUUCAUCAUGCUGGUCUUUGCCAUCGUCUUCCUGGUCCUGCAGCUGCGCUCGGGCUCCAGCCUGCGCGGGGCCAAAGUGUACUCUCUGGGCGGCGGCCUCAUCUCCUACAAGGGGCUGCCGCCGCCGGACACGUGGCGGCGGGUGGGGGACGGCGAUGAUGAGGAGGGCGGCCCCUCCGAGUCGGACGAGGAUGAGGGCCGGGGCGAGAGGACUGCCUUCAUCAAGGACCAGAGCGCUCUCUGACCGGGGCCCGUCCCCACCCCCCGGCCUC